Molecule: messenger RNA, 1706 nt
Organism: Myripristis murdjan (pinecone soldierfish)
Lineage: Eukaryota; Metazoa; Chordata; Actinopteri; Holocentriformes; Holocentridae
Product: transmembrane protein 80-like
Exons: 5
Coding region: 31-477 (148 amino acids)
Biological process (GO): non-motile cilium assembly
Cellular component (GO): ciliary transition zone
Source: RefSeq, a predicted model, not a curated record
AUCUCUGGAAAACCUGGAGCAAAACUCAAGAUGGCGAUGCCCAGACCAGGAAGGUCUGCCAGUGUUCUGUCGUCUGUCCCCUUCCAGUUGCUGCUGCACUUGACAGCUUUCUACUUUGUCUUCUAUUUCCUCUCCACUUUCAGCAUGAUCAUCUACAAGAGCCGUGUGCUGAGCUACCCUGACAACAGGCUGGCCAGCGAUGUGGGGCUGCUGCUCAUCAUGGCUGCUUUGGAGACACUGCGGCUGUUCUGUGGUAUGAAGGGCAACCUAAAGGAGACGGAGGGCUACGUUGUGGCUAACCUCUUCCUGACUGGGGUAACGGUCCUGCUGUCGGUCUACUUCCUGACCUGGCAGUCCUACGUGCUGCGAGCGGACGUUAUCAUCAACAGCAUCUUGCUGGUUGGCUACGGUUUGGGCGGAGUCAUGGCUUUCAUCACUGUGGCCCGUUUCACCAGGUUGGACUUCCACUCUCGCUAGAUUGUAUCACAACCAAUGUUUGGUCAGCCUUGGACUAGUUGGACUGCACAGCAUCUAGUGUCAAAUAUACAGGAUAUACUUCAUCAUAAAGAGACGGGCCUACAUUCUAGGCUUAUGUUUCUUUCAUUUUGAUUGACAAGAUAUUUCCAUAUAAUUAGUAGCUCAUACAUGUGUUCUGAAUGGCCUGACUGCGUGGAGCUUUGCUAUUGUCUUCUCUUUUGUUCAGGAAUGAAAUAAGCCCUGGUUCUUCUGGACUUGUUUGAAUUAUUGAUUUGGGUGUCAUUCAUCAAAGUGUUACUGUAUACCUUGUACAAUGUCGUCACGUCCUCCAAUUUUCCUCCCAAGAUAGCUCCAAGGAAAAUAUCAGAUCUCUUAUUCUGAAAAGAUAAAAUAUUGUUUAUGCAAGCAGCAGAGGGAUGAAUACAUUCAGUCGACCUGAAUGUAGGCAUAUGAAUAAGAGAGACCUUAUCCUUGGCAAAAGAUGAAUUGUGUGAAUGAAAAACAGAGUUUGUGGAGGUAGGGCACUGUCAUCAUUUUUAAUGUGACUGGUGUAUUAUCUGUCAUCAGCCAAAGAUCUUGUACAGGUUUGUUUGUCUCAACCCAGCCAAGUGAUGGAUGUAUAUUAGAACUGCAAAAUGAAUCAAAACGGUUGAAUCUCAAUAUUUACUGCUGCAGUUUUCACAUUGCAAGAGUGUUUUUUUUUUUUCCUUCAAGUGAAAUGAGCAGCUGUGGAUAAAACGUUUCACUCUGUUCAAACAACAACAACACGAAGCAUGUCCACACCCCACAUGCACUUUUUCUUUUUUUGCUAUAUUUUUUAAGCACUGGAAAUAAAUUAGGUCAUAAAAGCUCUACAUAAAAUGUAAAUCAUUACAUGCAAUAAAGUGGCAUUUCACAGAUUUCAGCCACUGUAUGUCACAGCUGAACUCUUCUGCACUUCUCCACUAUAUCAUUUCUUAAAAUAAUUUAAAAGCACCAUGUCAUUUGUGAAAAAAGGAUCUCUCAGGGAAUUUAUUAUCAUGCAGUGAGACUAAACAAAUCAAAUAAGGGCUACUGUAUGUGUCAUAUUUUCCAUUUAGAUAAUGUAUUUGCGAGGUAUAACGUAUGUUGUUCAGCAUUUUUUCUUACUUUGUUUUUUGUCUUGUUUUUUUUUUUUUUUUUUUUACACAUAUUAGGAAUAAAACAUUUUUAUUUUUGUGCUACUAGUGAUUUUUGUAUUAAAGAAAUUA